GGCGCCCUCUUCCUCACUUGCCACCAACACCACUCUCUCUCUCUCUUUCUCCCCUCCCACACCAGCUGUGCGCAGGAGACAUACGUACGUCCUUGUGCUUGUGUGAAGAGCUAGCCAGCUAGAAGCAAUGGGGAUGGAGAAGGGCAAGGCUGACCCUGCCACCUUCAGCAUCGCUGAGGCCGGCUUUGGAGACCGGACGGACAUCGACGACGACGGACGCGAGAGGCGUACCGGUACGCUGGUGACGGCGAGCGCCCACAUCAUCACGGCGGUCAUCGGGUCCGGGGUGCUGUCGCUGGCGUGGGCCAUCGCGCAGCUCGGGUGGGUCAUCGGCCCCGCCGUGCUCGUCGCCUUCUCCGUCAUCACCUGGUUCUGCUCCAGCCUACUGGCCGACUGCUACCGCUCACCGGACCCCGUCCACGGCAAGCGCAACUACACCUACGGCCAGGCCGUCAGGGCCAACCUAGGAGUUAGCAAAUACAGGCUCUGCUCUCUGGCCCAAUACGUCAACUUGGUUGGCGUCACCAUUGGCUACACCAUCACCACGGCCAUCAGCAUGGGGGCGAUCGGACGGUCGAAUUGCUUCCACCGCAAUGGCCACAAUGCGGCCUGCGAGGCAUCCAACACCACCAACAUGAUUAUAUUUGCUGCCAUCCAAAUCUUGCUCUCGCAACUCCCCAACUUCCACAAGAUCUGGUGGCUCUCCAUUGUUGCCGCCGUCAUGUCCCUCGCCUACUCCUCCAUUGGUCUCGGCCUCUCCAUAGCAAAAAUCGCAGGUGGGGUGCAUGCCAAGACAGCGCUAACAGGGGUGACCGUUGGGGUGGAUGUAUCCGCGAGUGAGAAAAUUUGGAGGACGUUCCAGUCUCUUGGGGACAUCGCCUUUGCAUACUCCUACUCCAAUGUGCUCAUCGAAAUCCAGGACACGCUGCGGUCGAGCCCGGCAGAGAACAAGGUGAUGAAGAAGGCGUCCUUGAUCGGUGUUUCCACGACCACCACGUUCUACAUGCUGUGCGGGGUGCUGGGCUACGCGGCGUUCGGCAGCAGCGCCCCGGGUAACUUCCUCACGGGCUUCGGCUUCUACGAGCCCUUCUGGCUCGUCGACAUCGGCAACGUUUGCAUCAUCGUGCACCUCGUUGGCGCCUACCAGGUCUUCUGCCAGCCCAUCUACCAAUUCGUCGAGGGCUGGGCGCGCUCCCGGUGGCCCGACAGCGCCUUCCUCCAUGCCGAGCGCGUGUUGCGCCUUCCGGCCGUUCUCGGAGGCGGAGAGUUCCCGGUUAGCCCGUUACGCCUGGUCUGGCGAACGGCGUACGUGGUUCUCACGGCGGUGGUGGCCAUGCUGUUCCCCUUCUUCAACGACUUCCUUGGCCUCAUUGGCGCCGUCUCGUUUUGGCCGCUCACCGUCUACUUCCCCGUUGAGAUGUACAUGGCACAAGCCAAAGUGCGCCGGUUCUCGCCGACGUGGACGUGGAUGAACGUGCUUAGCGUCGCGUGCCUUGUCGUCUCUGUCCUCGCCGCAGCUGGUUCUGUGCAGGGGCUCAUCAAGGACGUCGCAGGGUACAAGCCAUUCAAGGUCUCCUAACAUCUAUUCGGACAAGGCAUGCAUAGUGAUGUGAUCACGUACUUAUAUUAUAGGUGAAGGGUCGAGGUUAAUCCCUGUUUCAUGCUUUAAUCUAAAAAGUGGUAAACCUAGAUUGAUCAGUACUGUAUUAGUAGCAGAAGCUUAAGCCAUAUGGCAGCAAUAAGAAAGUUGACAGUUGACUACA
Triticum urartu is the source of this 1763-nucleotide messenger RNA. It is a transcript of the gene AAP6, whose product is annotated as amino acid permease 6. The record is from RefSeq and is a predicted model, not a curated record. NCBI's taxonomy places the organism in Eukaryota, Viridiplantae, Streptophyta, Magnoliopsida, Poales, Poaceae.